This is a messenger RNA of Mangifera indica (mango), 2008 nucleotides long. RefSeq names its product F-box protein At3g07870-like. Gene Ontology annotation, molecular function: protein binding. The record is from RefSeq and is a predicted model, not a curated record. NCBI's taxonomy places the organism in Eukaryota, Viridiplantae, Streptophyta, Magnoliopsida, Sapindales, Anacardiaceae. The coding region runs from base 496 to 1620 and encodes 374 amino acids. The transcript is spliced from 2 exons.
AGGAAAAUAAAUGGGUCUAUGUAAUAAUAAACGGGUUUAUAUAAUAAUUUUAGAAAGUGAAAUAGAUAAUGAUAGAUAAUAUAUUAAUCUAAGUUUCUAAUACAGUGUCUUAAUUCUUUUCCGGUGUCAAGGUUUGAUUUUGCCUACAAAAGGCCUUAUUAAUGAACACUGGGUGGGACAAUGUAAUUUACUCAUUACCAGUUACCGACUUGCCGGCAGUAAUACUCUUGAUACUACGAGUUGUCGUUUGAAAAUUAUACGACAGAAAAACCAUAUCCACAGACAAACCGACCACUGACAACAGUUGACUAAGAUCGAAUCGCACUGAAAAAGCGAUGUGGUUUCUGCUAACAAAUUAUCGUCUUCAAGAAAAGUAACAGUUUCUCUCCCUUUCUCUCUGUCGAGAUUCUCUCUAAAAUCCGUACCCUCAGCUUUCUCUAAAACCCCACUUGGAAUCUUGAAGAACCGCCUCACAGUUCAAGCAAAUCUUCAAACAUGUCAGUCCAUAUGAAGAAGAUUUGUGACCAGGGAGAGAUGAGGAACUCUUUUGGACUUCCAGAAGAUGUUAUGGGUGAUAUCUUUUCGCGGCUUUCAAUCAAGAAUCUAGCUCAAAUGCGGUGUGUGUGUAAAUUAUGGAAUGACUUCAUAACCAGCCAGUCAUUUGUUGGAUUCCAUCUUAAUAAAUCCAGCAGAAAACCUCGACUCCUUUUUUUUAGGUAUGGUGUCAACCCUUCAUAUUUGGGGUUCUACCCCUCAAAAUGUCGGCAGUUUGAGAAUCUUCAUGAUCCUCCAUUUGCUAUGAGACUUGUAGAUUUAGAUUUGUUAGGUUCAUGUAAUGGUGUUCUCUGUUUCUGCAGCACUGCUGACCAUUCCCUUAUCUAUAUGUGGAAUCCUUUGAAUAACAAGUACGUAACCCUUCCCAAACCCUCAUAUAACCCUCGUUAUCUAGGGUUUGGUGUCAAUUCAAUGAGUAGUUAUAUCGAUGACUUUAAAGUUGUAACUAUCUCUGCCAAUGCAAAUGCUGAGGUUUACAGUUUGAGGACAAAUUCUUGGAAAAUUAUUGAUGAUGGUUUUCCUCGAAGUAUUGAGAUAUAUGGUAGUCAUAUUAACUGUCCUGUUUUUGUCAAUGGAUCUGUGCAUUGGUGUGCUCGGUACAGCUGUUAUCUUGAUAGUAGGUGCACUUGGCUUAUAGUCUCAUUUGACUUAUCAAGGGAGGUUUUCCACACAAUUAUGUUGCCAAAUGACAUGUCCAUUGAUGAUGAUGCCAAGUACUUGAAUGUUUUGGAUGGCUGCCUUUGUGUUUUUGCCAGUACCGUUCAUAAUUCCUUUCGUGCUUAUGAGUUAUGGGUAAUGAAGAAGUAUGGUGUAAUUGAGUCAUGGACUAGGCGAUGCAUAAUUGAAAAGGCUCAGAAUUUUUGGUGGCCAAUAGGAUUUACAAGAAAGGGAAAAAUUUUUGUACAAGGGGAUUGUGAACAUUUUGGCAAUGCUUUACUCUCAUAUGAUCCAAAUACAGGGAUAUUUGAGUGCCUCGACAUUCACCUUUCAAGUUUUUCAAUUCAAGUGUUGACAUUUGUGGAUAGCAUAAUCACACCUGUGCCUCGAUCUGUGAUCAGAGGCUAGAAGCUGAUUUUAUUUUUGGAGCUCCUUACAGUAGGGUUUGAGCAACCAACAGAAACUGUGGCAGAGAAGGGGAAUCAUCCUCCAUUAUUUGGUUUUUCCUGUUGUUAUUGAUAAAACUUAUUUCACUCUGCACUAUUCAGUCUCUUUAACAGUGUUUUGGAUUAUUGUUAGUAAAUUUGAUCAUUUCUGUUUUGUUGCUCUAUCAAGUUCUGUUUCUCAAAGCAUAUUGCUGCUGUCCUUUGUUAAGUACAUUGUAUAUUGUCCAUGUUUCUCAUGCACUGGCAUUUUAUGUUUGCUAAGGUUAUUGCAUUUGCAUUACCUUUAGACCAUAAUGUAACACAGUACCAUUCAAUAUUUGACUUGAAUGUCAAUAUGUUGUGUCUCAAAA